AUGGCAGAUUCACAAGAUCCAGUCGUCACUGUCGCUUCCGACAAGGAAGAUGUAUCACCAACUCGUUCAAACUCAAAAGCCUCGCCCUCAAAAAAUGUUACGACUAAUACCAACUCUCCCCAAAAUCCUCCAUCAACAAGGACCAAACCAACAAAUGAUAUAACGACGGAAGACGAAGAACGCAGAACACCCGUCCCAGAUAAUCAUUCAACCACACCUGCUGGCAAUACGUCGUCGCGCUCACGUAAUAAAUCGGCGAAAGAUCAGCCCUCUACUAUGCAAGGGAAUCUUGGACCUCAGAAUAAUAAGAUUCGUCAUCUGAAAAAGGAUGACGGAGAGCCUCUAUGGAGGAAGGACAUCCAGUAUGAUUUUCUGAAGCUUAUCUUUGAAGACGACAACGCCGUAUUCACAAACGGUUACGAUGAUACCCUGCCGAAACAGACCUUCGCAGACCUCUAUAUCGAUACGAUGGCUAGGAGUAGUAAGACGAGUAAGAUCUUGAGGGAUAAAUUGCUGAGCGAGCAUGAGCCAGCAAAGAACAUGGCAAUGGUGUGCCUUUUGGUUAAUCUUGGUCGCAUGAAUACCACUUUGAAUUUCUUUCCAGAGAUGCGAGCACAACUGCGUACCUAUCACGCCAUUCCAUCUCUGCAAGCUCGACAAGAUCCGAACUCUUACAAGCAGCUUCAAGAUGCGCCUCGACUCAAAUCUAUACUGAAGGGUGCAUCUGAGGAUCGUCCUGAACCUGGUACAUUGGAAAAGAUCAAAUCAACACCGAUUCCUCGAACAAAUCCAGUCAACCUUAUCUUCGUUCUUACUAACCAUGCCACGAAGGUUACAGAAUUGCAUUUUCCCACAACUCGUGAAUUUUACGAUCUAAUCAUGAACACUCAAAUUACUAGCAAGUCAAGGGCAAAGGCGUUCUUAUGGUUGAUGUGGUUCUAUCUCGAGUCGGAUUUUACGGAAGAAGGGGCAGAUGAGAAUCCAUUUGGGUCUGGCGUAGAUUAUGAUACCGACGUCAGAAAUCAGGGUGUUCCACGACUACAGGAUAUGACAGAAGAAGAAGAAUUAUUGGAGAACGUUGAUACGGAAGAAGAGCUAGAGUAUGGUCACACUAAGAUGCGCGAACGCAAACGUAUCAUUGAAGCAGACCAAAUCGCUUUCCAAGCAGAAAAUGGUCCUCCGAAACGUGGUCCUAAGCCAAAGCUCAACUUACCGCUCGAUGAGGGUUCCAAUUCAUCUACUAUUAUGAGUCGUGUUCGGCCUCGUUAUGAUGAUGUAGUUGGAACUCCUGCUGGUUUGAUUAGUAAGAUUCGCCCCAGACACGACUCCGAUCUUGACAGCACACGCUCAACCCCGCCCCCUCGAGCCUUUGGUUCCAGCAACAUGCGUAUUAACAGUGUUCUUAAUGCAGGCUCCAGAUAUCGAGGCGCAAAGUCUGGUGAAGGUUCAUCUCCAGCGCCAGAGGUGCCAGCUACUCUUUCCAGGCGACAUCGACCGCUCACCGCACAUCAAAUCGCCGUAGAGCGGAACAGGAACCAGCGAGUCGAUUAUAUUCUAAGUCGUGGUAUCAGAAAGGCACACCACGCGGCGAGAAAGUUGCGUAAGCAACAGGGCGUUUUUGCUCGCGCAUACCAGAGGGUGAAUGCAAUGUCAGAUCCAUUCAGCGAUAGUGAGGAUGACACCUAUCACAGGAAUCCUUACCCAUUCAAAGAACGAGGAUUCGGUGGUCUAGUUCAACUCGAAGCCGAAGAGGACGAUUUUGGAGAAGAAGUGUCAGCGUAUGCAGCUGCUUUUCGACGUGCCGGGAGAAGGCUUGAUCGUUGGGAUGGUCAAAAGGGCUUGAAUCUUGGAGUUAUCGGUACCAACCGCAUCUUGACAAGCAAUGGCAUCAACGGUCAUCGCGCACGAGAUAGCGACGAAACCGAAGAUGAGCCCGACGAGCCAGUGAUUCAUAAUCCAAAGCACCAGGCAAAUGGACAUGUUACCGUACAGGGAGGAGGGGAUGAUGAUCUUGAUGAUAUGGAUAAGGAGCUUUUGGGGUUGGUAUCUGAUGAUGACGAGGAUGGUCUUGAUCCGAUGGAAAAAUCAUUGUUGGGAAUUGGCGGAGACGAAACCGAGAUAGAAGCUAGCGACACGGGAAUGGAUGUGGAUUAG
Messenger RNA from Botrytis porri, 2154 nucleotides. RefSeq lists its product as uncharacterized. The coding region runs from base 1 to 2154 and encodes 717 amino acids. Gene Ontology annotation, cellular component: Ino80 complex. The transcript is spliced from 2 exons. NCBI's taxonomy places the organism in Eukaryota, Fungi, Ascomycota, Leotiomycetes, Helotiales, Sclerotiniaceae. The record is from RefSeq and is a predicted model, not a curated record.